ACUACAAGCAAAUUCCAGCUAGAGAUGUAAGGGAAGCCUUACAAUUUGCAAAAAGAAAAGCAGAGACAAAACAAAGAAGGUGCCAUAUGAGACACUACCAGCGCUUUCACUUUCUAUUAAAUUUAUGUCUUGGUGUUGACGCAGUUCCGUCUUCACUACUAGCUAGAUGUCCAUAUAUAUGUACAUAUGUAUGCAAGGAGCUGCUAUAUGAAGAAAUCUACGCACUACGUUGCCUCCACGCAGUAGCAGUACUACAUCUUCCAAAUUAAGAUGUUCUUCCUCGGCAAUAGCUCAUAUGUUAAUGGCUCAUGUGCUUCCGUGGAAAAAUAUUUCACAAGCAACCUCACCUCCUCUUACGCAGACCAGACAAAUGAGGCCACCAUGGUGCUCACCUCGGUCGUCAUGUUCAUGCUCGCCGCUCUCUUCUUCAGCCUCAAUCUCUUCAGCCGUCUGUCCGAUCUGAGCGCCAUCCUCAACCCCAGCGUCCGCCUCUUCCUCUCCACCUCGCUGUCCCUCUUCCUCCCCGUCAUGUCCUACCUCUUCUCCGAGGCCAAGAACGAGGCUGCCGCCUUGGUUGUUGGCAACACCGAUAGCUCCAGUUAUUACAGCCAGCUGGGUACCGAGCUGUCGCUGCGUGCUCGGACCAUCCUCAUGUGGAUGCUUCUGGUUGAACUCCUCCGCAAGAAAGUCGAGGCCAUCUUGGUGAACGUGGCCGUCAAGUCCUACACCAGCACCAUCGAUCGCGCUUCCCGGAUCGCUUGGCUGGGCUACCUCGUCUUCUACAAUCUUAGAAGUACCGGCAAGAAGGCAGUCUAUGGAAUCUUAUGGGUCCUCGGUGCAGCCAAGUUUCUCCAGAGGCUCGCCAUCAACGAGCUGCUCCGGCAUUCCUUGGCCUAUGGCAAGAAUGCCGAGCUGCUCAGCUCGUACAUGGCCCAGAUAAUGCUGCAAGAGCAAGAUAAUCAGCAUCAGGACGGGGUCAUUGAUCAGGGAGCAGAUGGAGUGGAGCUUUUGAGGGGCUGCAAGUACGCCUUGAUGGGAGAAGAAGACUUGGAGGUGAAGGCUGGCCCUGACGGCUACCAAAUCGAGCUGAAGAACAACACCAUUGUUACAGUUGGUGAUGUUUGGACGCUGGCUGACAAGGAGGACCGACUGCAACAAGACUCAAUGCUUAAAAGGCUAUGCCUCUCCUUCGCACUCUACAAGCUGAUGCGCCGGCGGUUUGAGGACCUCCCCCCCAUCACUGACAAAGAAACCUCCAACUGCCGGAGCCUCAUCUUUAAAGGUCUGCGCAAGCAGCUGCAUGAAGAAGCUGAGGCUGCAUUGUUGCCGUCGUCGACAACUGGUGGCCCGCAAGAACAUGAGUUGUUACAUUUGGACGCGGAGCGCAAGGAGGACCUUAAAGGCACGGUGGUCGCCGUUGCGCUGUUCCAAGUGUUCGACGAGGAGAUCCAGUUCCUCUGCGAGUACUACCACUCCGUUCUCCCCGUCGUGCUCUCCAACCCAUUCUUCUUCUUUGCAAACUACAUCCUGUUCCCCAUCCUAGUCCUGGCCUUCUGCCUCCUGACGUUCAUCCUCUGCGGCAACGGGGACGUGCGCUACGCGUACAAAAGCAUCAGGGAGGACAACUACAUCGUAUCAAUCGGCACCAUCAAGUUAGCCAUGUGCCUCCUGGGAAAAAUCACCAGUCCAGCAGCGCUCUUCAGCAUCGUCGAUCUAUCCAUCACCAUGCUGCUAUUGCUCACUUUCCUCUACGAGGAACUUUGGGAGUACCUUGUCUUCAUCCUCUCCAACUGGCUGAUGGUGUCACUGCUCUGCAAGUACACCGCUGCCAAGAAACCGUGCCAUGAGCCGCGUGACAGCCGCAGCAUCCCAUUCUUAAGCGGACUCAUCCGCGGGAUCCUAUGGGUACGGAGUAAGAUGAGCCGCCGCCAACUUUCCUUCAAGCAGUUCUCCAUGCUUGGGUUCACCGGCGGCCGAUCGUACGCCUCCAUGAUGAUGAUGCCUAAUACUACUAGUAUUGCAGUGCCCAUGGAAGUGAAGAAGUCCAUCAUGGAAUACCUAAUGGAUGCCCACGUGGCUAGCGCUGCCCGCCCUCUCAGCAGCGGCUGGUCCACUCUGCAGUCGGAGAAGCACAACCACCGGCUGAACAGCAGCUCCUCACGGCUGUCAUCAGCGUGCAAGAGCAAGAGUGUCGCCGAGGUUAUCCUCACCUGGCAUGUUGCCACCAGCAUUCUGGAAUUCAAGUGCCCGAUGCCGACGGGAGGCCGAGCUCGACGGCAUGGGCAUGGGCAUCGGCAUCGCAAGGUGGCAGCGACACUGUCCGGGUACUGCACUUACCUGGUGGCCCUGUAUCCAGAGCUGCUCCCAGACAACAAGGAUGGGACGAACCAUGUGUACAAGAAGAUGCAACAGGAGCUGAAGAAGGAGCUAGGAGGCUGUUUGAGGUACCGCAUGUCGUCUCCGGGUGCCCGGUACGACAAGCUGCUGAGCCUGAGCGAGACCGCAGACAAGGAUAUCAACUCGGCGGCGGCGGAGAUGGUGCACGAGGCGGCAAAGUUAGGGAAAACACUGGUGGGGAUGGCAGAGCAGGAGGAGGACCAUGUGUGGGAGCUGCUGGCCGACCUUUGGACGGAGCUCAUGGUGUAUGUUGCUCCGUCGGGCAGCGAGCUGCACGUGAAGGCACACAAGGAGGCUCUGGCACAUGGGGGCGAGUUCAUCACCGUGCUCUGGGCACUCUGCACCCACACCGGCAUAACCAGGACGGCCGUCGAACCAUGCAAGGCUGUACGUGGUACACUGGAAGUCUGAAACCAUAGAUCGAGAGCAAUAAUACGUAUGUACCAGUGCACCAAAUUCCAAAUUAGGAGGCAUGCUGAAACCCUUACGAACUUCAAAAAUAUUUGGAGGCGUUUUAAAAAUUGAUAAGGAUGUUGGAGAAGAGGAAUGUCAUUUAAGGCAUUUCUAAAAAUUGUCUUCAAAGAUUUCAUCGGUGGCUUUUUUGAAAAUGCCUUUAGUGGUCACUGGAAGCAUUCUGAAAAAUCACUUCGAUUGUCACUUAGGGCAUUAAGAUAAAUGCCUCCACCAAAAUGAAUAUGAACUGGCAGCUGAAUUUUCAGACUUGAA
Molecule: messenger RNA, 3123 nt
Organism: Brachypodium distachyon (stiff brome)
Lineage: Eukaryota; Viridiplantae; Streptophyta; Magnoliopsida; Poales; Poaceae
Exons: 1
Coding region: 271-2808 (845 amino acids)
Source: RefSeq, a predicted model, not a curated record